This is a messenger RNA of Doryrhamphus excisus (bluestripe pipefish), 3676 nucleotides long. Lineage: Eukaryota; Metazoa; Chordata; Actinopteri; Syngnathiformes; Syngnathidae. The record is from RefSeq and is a predicted model, not a curated record.
UAUCCUCACGUCGUAAGCUCCAGAGCAACGAUAGUUUGCAGCCGUCCCAUUAUCCCAGACAACCACCACCUCCUCGGGACUUUCAAAACUCCUAACGGUGCCAACAUGUCCCUCUCCGCCGUCCUGCUUGCCCCACUUCCAGUCGGGUCCGCGGACCACUCUGGCCCCCACUCCUUCCAUCAUGGCUCGGUUGUUCCUGCCGGUGGUCAUUGACGUAGAAGACAAAAGAUCGCUAUGCUUCUGCAAAUGUUUUAGUUAAUCUUAGCAAGCUAGCCCGGGUGAGCUAGCUAGCAGGCUAGCAGCGAGCAGGUUCCGAAUGCAAAGCUCGAGCAAGUCCGAACGGAGUCGAAACACCAGCCCGCGAAGCUAGCCCACUAGCCACAGUGCCUGAAGGAGGAUGGGUCUUCUUUGAGAAGCGAAAGCUUCAUUCACACAUGGAGACGAAAGGCUUGUGAAGCAGCGACAUUGUUUGCCCAGCCAGUAUUUGCAGACCAAAGAGGAGUCUCCCAGCCGUGGACAGCAGGCGGCGCCAUCAGGCGGUCAAACAGCACCACUCCUUGUGCAGGCGGCUUGCAGGAGAGUCUGGUCGGGAUUAAACACACAAGGCACCUUGCAAUGAUCUCGCUGGACCUCAAUUUCAAUAUUUUGACAAGGGACCUGUCUCAUUAUCUGGAAAACCAAGUCAAAGUUGGACUCUUCGGCUCGGGUGUUGGACUGUCUCUGGUGCUGGGCUUCAGUGCAGCCUACACCUGCUACUAUCUUAUAUCGGUAGCCAAGAAGCCACAGCUCAUCUCAGGGGGCAAGAAGUUUUACCAAUUUCUGCAUGAGCAAUGUCCCGUAGUGUCCGAGACCUACUACCCCACCUUUUGGUGCUGGGAGAGCCGCAUCCAGACUCUCCUGAGACCUUUUGUCACGGCCAAACCCGGUGUUGUCUACAGAAAUGAGCUUAUUAAGGCAGCAGAUGGAGGACAGAUCUCUUUGGAUUGGUUUGAUAACAAUGACAGCCCCGCUCAUCCCGACCCGGCCUCCAGACCCACGGUUCUCCUCCUCCCCGGCCUGACCGGCACUAGCCGAGAGUCCUACAUCCUGCACAUGGUCCAGCAGAGCCAGGCUCUAGGCUAUAGAGCUGUGGUUUUCAACAACAGGGGAGUGUCGGGGGAAACUCUGCUGACGCCUCGGACCUACUGUGCCGCCAACACAGAGGACCUGGAGACUGUUAUUGAGCAUGUCCACAUCACCUACCAUGCCGCUCCCAUCAUGGCGGCGGGCGUGUCCAUGGGCGGGAUGAUGCUCGCUAACUAUUUGGGGCGCAAGGGCCAGGAAACGUGCCUGAAAGGGGUGGUGGUCUUCUCGGCGGGCUGGGACGUAUUCGAGUGCACAGCCUCGCUGGAAAAGCCGCUGGACCGUUUCCUUUUCAACUCUUACCUCACCAGCUGCCUCCAAGCCUCCGUGCACAGACACAGACCCGUGCUUGAAAAGUGUUACGACAUUGACCACGUUAUGAAGGCCAAGACCAUCCGAGAGUUUGAUGAGAGGUUUACGUCCAUCAUGUUUGGUUACGCCACCAAUGACGACUACUACCACGAUGCCAGUCCUGUCCACAGGUUGAAAUCGGUGCAGGUGCCGAUGCUGUGUCUCAAUGCUGCCGAUGACGUCUUUUCCCCAUCUCAUGCCAUCCCAGUGGAAGCGGUGAAACAGAACCCCAACCUUGCCAUGCUUAUUACCUGCCACGGCGGCCAUAUUGGCUUCCUGGAGGGCCUGUGGCCGAGGCAGAGCACUUACAUGGACCGAGUCUUCCGACAGUUUGCCCGGGCGGUCAUUGAGCAAGGAGGUCGACUCAAAGACCUCUCCUGAGAGGACCUUCACCAAGUGUCCAACAACACUCCAACACUCAUUCCAUCUAGUCUUUAUUUUUCCAUUGUUGCACUUUUCAACCCUCCAACUUUCCUGCGUUCUAUCCUUUGUCCUUACCUCACUUCCUGUCAUCCAUUCCUUUAUUUGUCCUUCUUUGUCCCAAGUUAAAAAGCAAGCAAAAGUGCACAACCUAUUCUCUGAGAUCAACUUCAUUUUAUUUAUUCUAAUCAUUGUUUUUUUGACCAUGGCUUCAUUGAAAGUGAUAUUUAGGACAAUGUUUGGCCACAUUAGCUAGCUGUAAAAAUGAUUUUAAUACACGUACUGUACAAGGAAUUCAACCAUGUUAGCUCACAAUCCAUCCUUUAGUGUUCAUCUAUUGGAUUUUAGCCCUCAGGGAUUUUAUUUAGUUAUACUUUGGUUUCUCUUUAAAAGGAAUAGUUUAACCUUUCUGGCACUUUUUCUCCAGUUUAACACUCCUGCACUAGUUGAUGCUAAGACAGGACUAGCUUAUGCUAACGUAGAAGUGGACUUUUAUGUCCUCUACACAAAAAUAACUACAAAUAACAGGUAAUGCAAGAAUUUUGUAUGUGAAUAUUAAAUUAUCCAGUAAUUAAAGGGGACCUAUUAUGCUUUUUCAAUUUUAAUUACUUUUAAAUGUUGUUAGAAUGUUCUAUUCUUGUGUUAAAAAAUGUCAAACUUUAAGAUAAUGAGUUUUGUGCAUUUGGAAGUUAGUCCUGAAAGAAGUUUGGGAUGGCUCUGAAUGCUUGGCUUCAGACAGUUUUUUUCUAACACUGUCUUGCUCUGGUGUCACAGUGAGCUGGGCAUCCUCAUAUGGGCGUUCCCGGGUACAAGCUGUGCGCCUGAGAGUGUGACCAAUCACAACAGAGUGGGUGGAAUAAAUUAAAACAGACUGUUUUGGAAAAUCCAAGAAAAUACAGUUUGAAUAGGUGCAGAUUCUGGCAGAUCUAGAAAGCUUUCUGUGCGGCUUAGCUUGUGUAGAUGCUCUAUAGGAGACCACAACUAAAUACAAAGGGCCAAAAUUAGCACAAUAGGUCCCCUUUAAUUAAAAUGUGAAAUGUAUCCACAAACGUUUUUGAUUGAAACAGAUUUUCACUGCACAGCUCAACCUGUCAGAUCCUUGAUCUCACCCACCUCCUGAUCGAUCGACAGAUUACCUCAUUUGUAACAAGUAACUAAACAAGGUAGAUUUAAUUAUUUAAAAAUUGAAAGGUUUGAAUAAAUAAAUAUAAUAAGCUUAAUUAAUAUAUAAUGUACUGUAUUUUGGUAUUUUAUUCUUACAUUGCAAUUAAAAUUAAUUUUAAAAAUAUUUUAUUUUAAAUAACAACUGAAGUACAAUUUUAUUCUGUUAUUCCUCUUUUUAAUUUUGCCAUUAAAAAGAUCAAUUCCUCCACUAAUGCAAAACAAAGAGCUCGAGCUUUAGUGUCACAUGGCUGUUUUGAAACGACUGUCGUUUAGCAGUUAGCAUAUUGAACUGUAUUGGUGGUUUAAUGCGGUGUAAGCUUACGACACAGGACAAUAAAAUUGUCUAUGAAAUGUUGAAUAAUCUUCACGCAGUUUAACUUUACCGCAUACAUAUUACUCCGUAACCACCUGUGUUUUUUUUUAGUUAACGUUAUUGAUGAUGACAAGGAAUGGGGAAUUACACUGUUUUUGUUUUAGCCAUGCCUCUAAUUCCUGAAUAAUUCACAGCACCUCAUGUCAUGUGCUAUGUUAAAAAAUUCCAAAGGCAGUACUGAUGUGAUGGGGCGCUAAAUGUGUUUGAAUGUAAUGUGACGCACACAGGAAGUGUACACAAUAAACC